AUGCAUGCAGCCGGCAAACCACGACUGUCGUGGCAUAUAUUCGGCGAGGCUACCAGAUUGGCACAAGUGAUGCAGAUGCAUGAAGAGGAAUCUCUACAAGGUCUCUCGCCCCUUGAGGCAGAGUUCCGACGACGGGCAUUCUGGAUAGUCUAUAUUGGUGAUAAAUCAGCCGCCAUUCUGAAUAAUCGGCCAAUCACCAUUCACAAAUUCUCAUUCAAUUCGGGAAUCACAAUUGGGUAUCCCACUGGCGUCGAAGGCGAAAUUGUCCUGACACCGAGAAGUGCCGAUCCAGAUGAUUCAAAUACUCGAAAGAGUUUCAUCGCAGGCUUCAACGCCAAUAUCCGGCUCUGGCAAAGUGCAUCGGAUUUGCUGUUGGAGAUGCGACUGAUAGACCAGAGCACGCCAGUGAAUGGCAUUGCUCGUCCACCCCCUACAGCCGAGGAGCGGCACCGACUGGAUCAUCUCUACGUGCUUUUUGCUACCUCACUCGAUGACUUGCCCGCGCUAUUGCAACCAGACAAGUUUGUGGCCAAUUUCGGUGAAGAAAGCAGUCGACUGAGUAGUCUAAUGAGACAGUGUGGUAUUCAAGCGGCAAAUCUUUAUGUCUCAUUACACUGCCUCAAGAUGGUGAUCACACAGAAGUUAGAAGAGUUCAAUUAUUACCCACCGACGCGCAAUGACAUGUUGUUACUAAGAAAGACCGACAUCGCACGCGACAUGCUGCGUGUCAUUUGUGACGCUCCAUUCUGGACAUUGCAGGUGAAUGGUGAACCAUGCGAAACUGUUCUAAUGAUCGAGAAGGUUGAAAAGAUCCGGCUUAUCGGAGCCAGUUUACUUGAGAUCAUUGAUCAACAUAAGAACUCUCCACUCUCCGUUCGGGCGCGGAAUGAUCUCUCGGUGUUACUAGAUAUUUUGACCCGUCUUGACUCAAAGGCAUCGGACACUUUGCGGCGAUUACUCUGA
Messenger RNA from Penicillium atrosanguineum, 963 nucleotides. Its product is annotated as fungal specific transcription factor domain-containing protein. Gene Ontology annotation, biological process: DNA-templated transcription. The coding region runs from base 1 to 963 and encodes 320 amino acids. The record is from RefSeq and is a predicted model, not a curated record. The transcript is spliced from 2 exons. Gene Ontology annotation, molecular function: DNA binding; zinc ion binding. Lineage: Eukaryota; Fungi; Ascomycota; Eurotiomycetes; Eurotiales; Aspergillaceae.